AUGGUACAUGUGCUCACCUUUGUUUGCCAAGAAUACAGUUCCAAACUCAGGGCCCAGAGACAUCCUUCAGACUCCAAAGCACAGAGGCUGCUGCUGGAAGUGCUGCUCAUGGGGGUCACCAAUGGUUCAGGCGUCCAGAAUGAGCACAUCACAAACCUGCUGCUGUUCAGCUUCCUCAAAAGCUGCUCCAACUGUAAUUUCCACAAUGAGCUGGAGGCGCUGAGUCAUGAGCUUUUCGAGCCAUUGAACCAGGGAGUGGAGGAGUAUGAGGAGCUGCAGACAGAUGGCAACCGGAGCAGCCACUUCCACGUGGGAAUAAUUGAGGCAGGUGCUGCCGAUUCUGAAAGUCAAGAGGAAGCCAUCCAGAUCAUUGCAGUGCGUCUCGCCCAAAUAGGGGAUGAGAUGGAAAGAAGGGUCCAGCCAAAUCUGAUACAAAACUUGGCAAGGCAUUUUAUGAACAUGAACUUGACAGAGGAAGAUAGAAGGAGGUACCUGGAAGCUGCCCUGGAGCAGGCAUUGCAGACCUGUCCCAUGGACAUGGAUUUGGAAAAGGCCAAGCUGAUGUUGACCAUGCUGUUGGCCAAAAAGGUGGCUGAUCACAUGCCUUCCUUGCUCCAUGAUGUCUUUCACACCACUGUGAACUUUAUUAACCAGAACCUACUCACCUACGUGAGGAACCUAGCCAGAAAUGUAAGAACCACUGAUAUUCGCCCCAUAGCCUUUCUUAAGUCCCCUUGA
Molecule: messenger RNA, 738 nt
Organism: Orycteropus afer afer
Lineage: Eukaryota; Metazoa; Chordata; Mammalia; Tubulidentata; Orycteropodidae
Source: RefSeq, a predicted model, not a curated record